GGCAUUCCGAACGGCACCCCUGGCACCUGUCCUGUUGUGGAGAGUGCAUUUUCUUGUGGCAGCUGCGUUGAGGACCCCAAUGGCGCCAGGACGCAGUUUGGAACGAGGUUCCAGCAGCAGCCGCUCUGCGUCGGAUGAGGAGCAACCACUGGUGACAGUGGUGCGCGCUGAACUUGUGCGUGGGCAUCGACCAGUGGUCGUUUCAGAGGUGCCCGUGUACAUUGGACUCAAAGACAAGGACGGCAGACAAUUUGAGGAUAAGGGGAACUGCCCGAACGUCCGGUACCGAUGGCUCCGUGGGCCAGUGGUGAAGCCUUGCUACUACCACCCCCACAAGAUGUCACAAAUCAAAGAUGUGGCGAAGACACACCUGUGUUACUGCUCCAAGGAGUGCUUUCUCAAGGGCUACUACACCAUUCCGAAGGCGAUGUGGGGCACGAAGGACGAUGUGGACAAGCAGGAGCAGAUCGCUGAGUGGGUGGAGGUGGCCAACACUCGGUCGUACUGCCCUGGCAAAGAGGACAUUGAUCGGCCCCUCCGCCUGGAGAUCACUCCCUUGGUCAAGGGCGGCCGCGAUGCAACCACCGGCGGCAUGACCAUCACCACUGGGACUGUCAUCCCCACGCCCAAGGAGGCACGCUGUCGCCGCAUGGUCACCAACGGGCCCACUUUCAACGCAGAGUGGCUGAACAAGCAGUUCAAGGUGAUGAAUUGGAAUGUCUUGGCCGAUUUGUAUGCCACCGAGUCGGUCUAUCCUUACUGCGAGAAGUGGGCCCUGUCCUGGACUUGGCGGAAGCACCUCAUCAUGAAGGAGUUGAAGUCGAUGGCUGCGGACAUCAUCACGCUGCAGGAGGUGCAGAAGGACGCCUAUGACGAGUGGUUCAGGCCGCAGCUGGCAGAAGCUGGCUACGAGGGCGUUUUUCAGCAGAAGAAGAGGGAUCCGAUCUUUCAUCGGGGCAAGUACACCGCUGAAGGCUGUGCGACCUUCUACAAAGUCACUCGAUUCCGUCGCGUUGACAAGCAGGUGGUGGACUACGAUCGGGAGUCUGCCAUGGAGAUCCGUCAAAAUACCGGUUGGGACAUUGAGAACGACAAGAGCCUUCAGAGGCUGUCCAAAGGCAAUGUUGCCCUGGCCAUACUGCUGGAAGAUCUACAAAUCAAGGCAAGCCCCAACAGCGGGCAGGCCGGGCAGCAUGGAGGUCAUUGCUUGGUGGUGGUGAACACCCACAUCCUCUGCGAUCCCACCUCUUCGGACGUGAAGCUGUGGCAGUCGCACCUUCUGAUCCAGUGCCUGAAGCACCUGCAGUGGGACCACUGGCCUUUGCUGCUUGCUGGCGACUUCAAUUCAACUCCAGAUUCUGCUGUGUAUGAGUACCUGAACUGUGGCUCCAUAAGAGAAGACCACAAGGACCUGCAGCAUGAUCCGUCCGGGCUGCUGAGAAGGUUCAGCCGGCAGCUUCAACACCAGCUCUGCCUGGCCACCGCCUACGCCAUUUGCAACGGCCGCGAGGCGUCCUUCACCAACUACACCGAGGACUUCCAGGGCACGCUGGACUACAUUUGGUUUUCGCCCGAUGCGCUGUCGGUGCUGGCGAUCACGCAGGUGGACGAUGAAGCGGAGCUGAAGAAGGAGCAAGCCCUUCCUUCGAGCACUCGCCCAUCAGAUCACGUAUCGCUGGUGGCAACCUUCAUGUUCCACGAGCAUCCUGAGAGGAAGGUUCGACAUCAGCAUUCCAUGAACCACGCGUACCACCAUCUGACCGGGCUCACCGGGCCAGGAGCCUGGGGCGACUACUCGGGCCUGCCAAAUUGCUAGGUGCCACCCUUGCUUUGGCCCAGCGCCUCUGCACGCCGAGCCGUGCAAAAGGCGAGUACCUUAUGAGUAAUCUGAUUCUCAACCGCCGGAUAUGUCCUGUCCACAGCUUGCCCAAGUGAUACUUCCUUGGGCUGCUGGAGGCACGUCCUGCCUUGUUGGCCCCCAG
This is a messenger RNA of Effrenium voratum, 1982 nucleotides long. The record is from the annotation of a GenBank genome assembly. Lineage: Eukaryota; Dinophyceae; Suessiales; Symbiodiniaceae.